This is a messenger RNA of Haliotis rubra (blacklip abalone), 4076 nucleotides long. RefSeq names its product E3 ubiquitin-protein ligase MARCHF4-like. Lineage: Eukaryota; Metazoa; Mollusca; Gastropoda; Lepetellida; Haliotidae. The record is from RefSeq and is a predicted model, not a curated record. The transcript has 4 exons. The coding region runs from base 136 to 1170 and encodes 344 amino acids. Gene Ontology annotation, molecular function: zinc ion binding.
GUGACCAAUGCAUGGAAACUGGUUGGAACGAGUUGCUGUAGCCGGAAUAUUCUGGAUGAGACAGAGGUAACAGUAGUGAACAAGACGUUGUGACAAGAGACUGAACCACGUUCAGAAAUCAGUAGUCUUGGCACAAUGGCUGACCUAGAAGGCAAGUACAUGUGCCAUGAAGACAUCAGACAGGCGGCAGAAUCUCUGUUGUCCAUGUCUAAUCAAGACCAAUUCUCAGUGGAAAAUGAAACAGAAAACCUGCCUCCAGUGGAAGACGAGCAGGGGAACGAACCUGACCACCGAGGUGAGGAGACUGAGGGUGAAACAGAGCCCCUCUGCGACACAGACACAGACUGCACCCACAGUUGUGCCUCCAGCUCACAAGGCUCCCCACUCCCCUCCAAGAAGUUCCUGGCAGAGCAAAUGGGUAUGGGUAGCCCGGAGUGCUGUGUCACUAAUCCUGUGAUGGAGCCAUUGCCCCUGAAGAAAUAUCUUUCCACGGAACUCGGGUGUGGAGAUGCGGACUGUCCCAGUUGCCUGUCCAGCAGCAACGUGACUCCUCUACCGUACAGGAAGUUCAAGCCUCCAGAGUCUGACGCAGGAACUGAUCUCCUACCUGUGUGUCGCAUCUGCCAACUUCCAGGAGAUGACGAUGAAAUACUCUUCUCACCAUGUCGAUGUGCAGGCUCUCUCAGAUAUGUGCAUUACCAUUGUUUGUUGAAAUGGAUAGAAGUGUGCUCAAGAAAGACGAAGAAACCCCCGAAGUGUGAACUCUGCUUCUUUCCAUACAUCCGACACAAGAGAUUUAAGUUCCAUCACUGGCGUCUACCCAAGGUCAGCAAGAGGGACAAGUGUCUACACACAGCGUUCCUGUUCAACCUGAUAAUCAUGAUUGGAUGUGCAGUGGCCACUGUUCUCUGUUUCCUCUCCGACAAGGGACAGAUCACAAACUUGCCCAAGAACAAAGUGGAACUGACAUCGGAGGAAGUGAUAACUCUGGCGUGCGGUGUGUUCUUCUUUGUGUCGUUCUUCAUCGCCAUGACCGUUGAGAUCAAAGCGAAGCACACAGUGUACAAACUCUUCAUCAAGUUCCUCACUCAGAACACGGAAUGGCAGAUCGAACCCUAUGAGCGCUCAAAGGAUCCAAUGUACAACAUCCACCCUUCGCACAAUGUGUGAUGACGAUGUCGAAGAUGGUGAUGAUUGAUGAACUCUCUGCUUUUGUGGAAGUGGAACAAUAACAUUUGUCAGAGUGCAUGACUUUGCUUCAAAAUGGCUCGGCUGAACUCUCACUCAACCUUUGCUGUGUGUUCACAGCACACUAGUUCACUCUCAGUAAGCUUAUGGUUAAUUUACACUGAACACAAACAUAAGGAGACAUUUAAAGGCUGUACUGUCACUUAGACCAACAAAGGAUGAAGAUGUAAUGUUAAGCCUGUGUGAGAGCAUCCUGCAGCUGUGUAUGAAAUGGGUCCUUCCAGAGGCAGGUGUUUACCGAUGUGUGCGUUGUCAAGUCUGCUGUUGGAUCCUUAUGUCCUUUGCAGGUUCUCGUUAGUGAUAUUAUGGUAUAUUUUGUUCAAAGUUGUCAUUUCCCAGAGAUGUUUAUUUGUACCCAGUUUAUCUGACAACUUUGAAGGAGUUACCAUCAGAUUAUUAAACACACUGACUUUGGAAGAAUUUCAUUAAUUAUGCUGUUUGGAAAAGUUUGUGAAAAAUAUUGAAAUCCAAUCACUUUCCUCUUCACAGGCAAUUAAAAAAAACACACCUUUUUUUUGCUUCUUACAAUUAAAGUUGAAUUAGUCGCUCUUUUUUGUAAGUUAAUGAUAAUUAUUGUAUUAAAAGCUAAACCUGAGCAAAGCAAUCUUAUUUUGCUGCCUAGAACUCCUGUUACAACAUCUCAUAUACUUGAACUUUUAAUAAAUGAAUUUGUUAUUGUUUUUUUCUGUGAUAUACCCUUAUACAUCAAUAGCUAUCAACUAUAUACAUUUUGUUCGCAAAAAUACAAAUUAUUUAAGCUACUCUUGCCAUUGGUAUUAUGCUUAAGUUAUUUUCAUAAGGUUUUCUGGGUUGUCCUCCAAGACAUUUUUUUGUUUUGAGAUUUCAGGUUUUUUAAAAUAUUGCUAGUACUUUUAUCAAUGUUCUGGCUGACUCCUGUUCAUAGAAUCAGUAUUAUGUUUGAUGUGCAAGCAUUUAACAAGAACAGUUCCCAUGACGACAUGUGGUCUGUAUCAUGACUUCAUAACAGUAUGUACGGAUAAGAAACACGUGUCUCAGAUAAGUAUUAUUUACCAGGGUGCAGUACCGCAAAGUAAUCUCAGCACUAAGUUGAUCGUAACUCUGAUGCUUUAACACAGAAUUACGACAGUCGUUGCACUACGAUUGCUUAGUGGAACGUCCCUGUGAGAAAACAUAUGAAUAUAACACCAUUCUAGGCCAUACCCAUUUCAAGACCUUUAAUAUAGUUAAAAGAUUCAUUUUGUAUCUAAAGCACCAUGAAAUAUUAGAUGCUACAGAUGAUCAAUCUGACCUAGUUACCACAGAUGAAAUGUGCUGAAGCACGUGCUUAGAGCAGUGCUAAAAAUACUGAAAGAAUAUCUCAUGACAUCUCCUUUGCAUGAAAAUAUUUUUGACACAGUAGCAUUUUCUCAAAGUUGUUGGAUACAAUUCAACCAUGAUACUCAACAGUAAGGGUAAAUUGGUACCUUGCAACAUAAUCGGCAAAGACUUUGCGACAUAUUGUUGGUAUGGCAUAGUGGAUACAGUGAUACAUUAUGAUUGGUAGUUAGAAGAGCACUGAUGUUUAGAUGUGAGCAAAAAAAGAACAAAUUGCUGAAUCAAGUAUCAUAGGAAGCAGGAGUAAAUGCUGACCAGGCAAAAUCCUACUUGUUCAUUGCAUCCCCUAGCAUCAUGAUAGACCUAAUGAAAACAAAGGAUGUUUCCUAAUACCUGAUUUUCAAAGAUGUCUGUAAUGGCAGCCAUUUUGUUUUGUUUUUUCGUAAUUCUUUGCAAGAUAAUCCAGCAGAAAUCUAGGUUACAGAUUAGUGUUAGGAAUUUAAGAAAUAUUUCAAUAUUGUUGGCACACAACAGUACAAUCAGUCACAUAAAUGGUAUCUGAAGAAUCUCUUUUCAACCAGAGUAUGUUGUUAGGGAAGCAUCCUCCAUGGGAUAUACAAUCAUUAGAUCUAUGCAACCCUAGCACGGCGGUGGUUAGAGCUUUCAGCUUGAUCUCACUUCACUGCAAUGCUGUCAGAUCACGUGUGCACUUUGGUUACUUUCAUAAUCUUAAUACUAUACCUGAAUAUCAUUGUACAAAUUACUGUCUUCUUGGAGUUAUUUGCCCAUUUUCAGUGUGAACCUUGAACCGUUUUAGGUUCAAACUGGUAUUUCGUUGGUCCUGAAAUUGACCUGAUCAUCCCUCAACCCACCAUCUCAUCAGCAGCCCCAGUCUGCAGUCAGACUAAAGUUCACUCACCCGAAAGUCGGUCAUGAAUAUCAUGCUCAUACUACCACUCACGAAUAUUUAUAUCACUUCUGUACAUGGGCUUAUAUCACUGGGGACAGACAGCUGCUGUUUAGUGAUAAUGGUGAAUGCCAUAUACACCCAUAUCUAAAUUUAGAAAGAGGUUUUAUCAUAUACAGCCUGAGAUGUGAUGCUAUACAUUUUGUAUACCAUAGCGAAUGCCAGGUGCUAUCAGCCAUUUGAAUACUAUACUGCACCUUUUCAGUGUAGUUAUGAAUUUAUAUGUUAGUUCAUACAUGUAAUAUUUUCAUAUGUUUCUUUGAAAAGACCAAGUGUUAAUAUUGGUAUUGAUCAUUUGUACAAAUCCAUUUAAUGAGACUGACUGGAUGUUAGACUACUUACAAUGUGAAUGGUAACCAUGUUGGUUAGUAGGCGAGACUGGGUCUGAAAUGCAUGUCGGUAGUGCGUUGAUCACGAAGUGAUUCAUAUCAUUAUUUCGAGUAAUCAAAGUACUGAGUUUGUGUGUAAAUUUAGUGCUGUGAGAGAAAUAUAUUGCCAUUGUACAAAACAUUAUUUAAAUCUUUAUAUAUAUUCUUUCUAUUUUUAAUAAAAUGUGAUCAUAUGA